This is a messenger RNA of Mercurialis annua (annual mercury), 1320 nucleotides long. RefSeq lists its product as uncharacterized. NCBI's taxonomy places the organism in Eukaryota, Viridiplantae, Streptophyta, Magnoliopsida, Malpighiales, Euphorbiaceae. The record is from RefSeq and is a predicted model, not a curated record. The transcript has a single exon. Bases 1 to 1320 code for a protein of 439 amino acids.
AUGGAGGAAGAACUGGUGGAUCGUUGUGCAAACAUACGACUCACAGAGGAUGAGUGCACUGCUAUUAAUCUAGAGGAUGUAAUUGACGAAACCCUAGAACAUAAGGCUAAUCUUAGCCUUGUCGGAAAACUUCUGACAAAGAAACCAUAUAAUCUGAGUCAUAUGCGCAACGCGCUUACGAGUGCUUGGAGACUUGCUAAGGGGUUUGAGAUGAGGGAUAUCGGUGAUAAUCUGUUUGUCUGUGAAUUCCGCACAAAAGCUGAUAAAAAUAGGGUUCUGAGUGAUGCCCCAUGGCACUUUGAUAAACAGUUGAUUAUCUUCGAACCAAUGAGUGGAAAUAUGCAACCAAAUAAUAUGGGACUACAAUGCUCUCCUUUCUGGCUUCGCAUAUAUGAUCUCCCACUUAACUGUCGAGGGAAAGCGGCUAUUAGUAGGAUUGGAGGGAAGGUUGGUAGAGUGGUUGAAUGGUGCGAUGAAGGAGAAGGGAGCUGGAAUAGAUAUAGCAGAGUUCGAGUAAUGAUAGAUGUCACAAAACCAUUAAUUCGGGGGACGAAAAUCAUAAAUCCAAUCGGAGAGAGCUGCUGGAUCUCUUUCAAGUAUGAACGAGUUCAAAACUUUUGUUAUUGGUGCGGUCUUCUUGAUCACACAGUGGUUGAUUGUGAGCUUAAGCCGGACGAAACUGAUGUUACUGAAUGGCCGUAUGGAGCUGGUCUUAGAGCUACACCACGAAAACGGGUUCUUAUGGGAAAUAUACGCUCAGCUCCAACGGGAGUUAGAAGUCGGAAGGAGGUGGAUGAGACUAACAUGCAUAAUGUGGAACCAGAGGUAGCGUCCACUGCGAGAAGGGUCCUGAAUUUGGAGGAAAAUUGCAAUGGGGUAAUAGCUGAUUUAAAUGGCCCCAACCAGACGAAUAAGGGGAAGAACGCGAUGGAAACUCAGGUGGGAUGUAAGGAAACAACAAUUUCAACUAAUGUAGUAACAAAUGAGUUUGUGGAGGUUAAUGUAUCUCAGGUGCAACAUCUACACCAGAUUCCAGCGCUAAAUGCAAAUUACAAAUCUGAUGACCCCAAGGAAGGAAAAAAAGGGAAGGGUAAUAAAAAGAGCACAUGGUCACGAUUUUCAGGGCAGAGAAACGAAGGGUGUGAGAUUGGAGAGGGUUCGAAGUCAACCGGAGUCUCGAAAAGAUCACUCGUUGAGGCAGAGAUAGCUUGUGAUCCAAAUAAUCUUUUCUCAAAGAAAGCUAGAGAUGGAUUGUUGGAUAAGUUUGACAAUAUUGAGAUAUCGGCGGAGGCUGUUAAGCAGUCUCGCCGGAAGCAAUGA